Molecule: messenger RNA, 5374 nt
Organism: Dermatophagoides pteronyssinus (European house dust mite)
Lineage: Eukaryota; Metazoa; Arthropoda; Arachnida; Sarcoptiformes; Pyroglyphidae
Gene: Mcr
Product: macroglobulin complement-related
Cellular component (GO): extracellular region
Molecular function (GO): protein binding; endopeptidase inhibitor activity
Source: RefSeq, a predicted model, not a curated record
GUUGAAAAAUUUAUUAAAUCAAAUUGAAAAUUUUUAUUCAAAUAUAAUGCAAUGCAACUAUAAUAAUAAUAAUAAUAAUGAUUAUAAUGGAUGAUGAUUCAAUGAUUGAAUGUCAUCAACGAGGACGAAGAAGACGACGACGACAACAACAAGAACAACAAUCAUUCUUGGUACCAAACACCUUCAUGGAAAUGUACAAAUAUUCAACAUCGAUUCAUGGUCAAUGCUACCGAAAAUUACAUCACAUACUUAUAUUGUUAUUUUUCCUCACUGAAGGAAUUAGAUCACAACAAUAUACUCCUAUCGAAACAACAAAUUCACAACAACCAUCGGUAUCAUCAUCACAAUACCCUUCGGAUAUAAACAUCCUGACCAAUAACAAUCCAAACAUCAACGAUAUUAACAGUGAUCUCAUUUUAACCGAACCAUCUUAUUUUAUUGUAGCAUCUCGUAUUGUACGUCCCGGACAAGUAUAUCGAGUAUUAGUGACCAUUUAUCGUAGUACUGCAACAAUCAAUGUACGAGCUUCAUUAAAACGCAAUGGUAUUGAAUUAUCAUCAGCUUUGCAAUUAUGUAAAGAAAGUAUACCGGAAACAUUGCUAUUACGUAUGCCAACAAAUUCUUUACCCGGUACAUAUAAACUAUGGAUUGAAGGCAAUGUUAAUGAAUAUUUUGGUGGCAAUGUAUUCCAUAAUGAAACAAAACUGCAAUUUGAACAACGUUUUAUGACCAUAUUUAUAACAACAGACAAACCAGUCUAUAUGCAAGGACAGACAGUACGAUUCCGUGCAAUGCCCGUAACAACGGAUCUAAAAUCAUUUUCCGAUGCAAUCGAUAUUUAUAUGCUUGAUCCUCGAGGCACGAUCAUGCGACGUUGGCUUUCUAGGCAAACAAAUCUUGGUGCUGUCAGUCUUGAAUAUCCACUAUCACAACAGCCGGUCUAUGGAAAAAAUUGGACGAUUAAAGUUGUCGCUCAAGGACAGGUGGAAACAAAACAUUUUGCUGUCGAAGAAUUCUAUCAAACUCGUUUCGAAGUAAAUGUUUCCAUGUCUGCUUUCUUUCAGGAUACUGACGCCUACAUCCGUGGUUCAGUAAUGGCCAAUUUUACUAGCGGUGUACCAGUUAUCGGUAAUUUGACCAUUGUAUAUACAUUGCAAUUAGCAUCUACUUCCUUUUCUUCAUUGUCUCCAUCAACUACAUAUAAUAAUAAUCGAGCCAAUAUAAAUUAUUUUGAUCGACCUGCUAUUGAAACAACCGAGCGAUAUUUUGAUGGAUAUUAUGAAUUUCGUUUGCCAAUGUCAGAAAUUGUCACUCAGUUAUCAAAAGGUGCACCCGUUGAUGGCGCUAUGCUUACUGUUACUGCCUAUGUCGGUGAACGCUUCCUUAAUCUUAUUCAUUCUGGUUAUGCAAAAGCCUAUAUAUUUAAUUCGAAAAUUCGUCUGAAAUUUUUGGGACCAAGUCCACAAACUUUUAAACCUCCAAUGCCUUUUAAAACAUAUGCCGUAUUAUCGCAUUCUGAUGGUUCACCCAUACAUCGCGAUUAUCUUUAUACUGAUCGAAUUGAAGUACAUACACGUGUACAUUCAAGAGGCGGAAUACUAGGAUCUUUCAAAGAAGAAGUUCCUAUGUCAAAAAAUGAAUACGGUUUAUGGGAAAUAAAAGUCAAUUUGCGAAAUCUUCUAAACAAUGAUAUGACGGCCAUUAAUAAUGUCGAUUCAUUAUCGUUACAAGCAUUUUUCAAAGAUGUUUAUGGUUCAACAGUUAAAUCAUCUGAAUUGCGUGUAUAUGCUAAUUAUGCUCCAAAUAAUCGAUUAAUUCAGAUAUCAACAAGCACAAUAAAACCUAGUGUGGGCCAAUAUAUAAUUUUUCAUGUUCGAACAAAUUACUAUGUGAACCUGUUCAAUUAUUUAGUCAUUUCAAAAGGAAUCAUUCUAGUUGCUGGUCGUGAAGAGAUGAACUCAAUGCUAAAAACAUUUACCUUUACUGUUUCAUCGGAAAUGGCUCCAAGUGCUACAAUUGUUGUAUAUGAUGUUGCACCCGGCGGUGAAGUUAUUGCUGAUUCAUUGACAUUUCCUGUUGAUGGCAUUUCUCGAAACAACUUUACUGUUGUAUUGAAUAAUCGAAAAGACAAAACUGGUGAUACGAUUGAGGUGGUGGUUUUUGCACAACCUGGCUCAUAUAUUGGUCUAUCGGCGUUGGAUAAAGAUCUUUUUGGUAUCGAUGCCGACAAUCAACUUAGUUAUGCACACGUUCAACAAAAAAUGAUCAGCUUUGAUGAUAUUUUACCAUUGAAUAAUGCAUCUCUUAGCUUUAGCUGGUAUUCACGUUAUGGAAUUCUCGAUCGAUUUUUCUAUUUUCCAUCACCCACACUUGGUAUCGAUACUAAUCGAACAUUUGAGCAUGCAGGUCUUGUUGUGUUUACCGAUGCUAAUCUAGUUCUUCGACCAGAAACAUGUAAUCGAACUCGUGGAUUGCUAAGCUGUAUGGAUGGUGGAUGUUAUCAUUUUUCUAAAAAAUGCGAUGGUCGUUCUGAUUGUCGUGAUGGUAGUGACGAAGGCCUCUGUCAUGAUAACGAUCAAUAUAACUUUGCUCAUUUCCGUAUGACGAGAACAAAUCGUUUACAACGAUUAUAUGACAAUAGCUGGUUAUGGAAAGAUGUUUUUAUUGGUCCACUUGGCUAUCAUAUAUUCAAAGUUCCUGUACCAAACGCUCCGGUCAAUUGGAUCAUAUCAGCUUUCGGAAUGAGCAAAUCCCAUGGAUUUGGUAUUCAACGUUCCAAACUAAAGUAUUCAAGUGUUCGUCCAUUUUACAUGAAUGUCGAAAUGCCUUCGACUUGUUUACUUGGAGAACAAAUUGGGAUUCGUAUCAGCAUUUUCAAUUAUCUUCCUUAUGAAAUUGAAGUAGUUGUUAUUCUAGCUCGAUCUCCCGAUUACAAAUUCGUUCACGUCGAAUCGCUUGGUAGAGUUCAAUCAUAUAAUCCACGCACUUCGUUUGGACAACACCAACAUUUGAUCAUGAUUUAUCCUAGUCGAACCAAAGUUGUUUACAUGCCUAUUGUCGCCACAAGAAUCGGAGAUAUCAAUGUUACUGUCAUGGCCAAAACUCAAGUAGCCAAAGAUAUUGUUACUAAAACAAUUCAUGUUGAACCUGAUGGGAUACCACAAAUGAUACAUACAUCAGUCGUUCUUGAUUUAUCACAAGGUGCCUACUUGAUUAAAUAUCUCGAAACGAAUGUCACGGAAAGUCCAAUUAUCCCUUAUCGAAAAGAACGACGUUAUGUUUUUGGUUCGAAUCGUGCAAAAGUCACCGUUGUAGGUGAUGUCAUUGGUCCUUCUUUUCCAACGAUUCCUAUGAAUGCUACCUCUAUGUUACGAAAACCAUUCGACGCAUCAGAACCUUCAAUGUUUAGCUUUGCUGUUAACGUAUACACAUUGCUUUAUCUUCGUUACACCGGCCAAAGGAAGCCAGACAUUGAGAAAGAAGUUUUUCGAUAUUUGAAUAUUGAUUAUCAACGUCAAUUAAGUUACCAGAAUUCCGAUGGCUCAUUUCGAGCUUUUAGAUGGCAUCAAACACCGUCAGUGUGGAUGACUGCAUUCUCUGCUCGGAUUUUACAUCUUUCAACGUUUCAAGAAUGGGAAAAUUUUCUUUAUAUCGAUCCAAAAGUCAUACAGAAUGCUAUCGUUUGGUUGUUAAAACAACAACAAGUUGAUGGAUCAUUUGUUGAAUAUCCAAUGCAAAGUCCGUUAAAUCGUCGGACCAAUAUGACUUCAAGCAUAUCGUUGACAGCUCAUGUUUUAAUCACGUUGGCCGAAGUUCGUGAUUUAAGUGGUGAAGUUGAUUCAAAAGCUACAAGUGCACGAACUUCAGCACAACGAUUUCUUGAAAGAGCUUUACACAUGGUAAAAGAUUAUGAAGAUCCGUAUGAACUUGCCGUUGUAACCUAUGCCUUAACAUUGGUCGAAUCAGUCGAAGCUGUUGAAGGGUUUAAUCAUCUUUACUUACGAAUGCGUGAAGUUAGCGGCAUGCGUUAUUGGGGCAAAGAACCUGUAGCUCCUAUUCGUACACAGGUCGAAAGUAAUCGACCAUUUAUACUACCUCGUCUUCCCAAUCGAUAUGAUUCCUCAAAUGUCGCUACAACUGCUUAUGGAUUAUUAAUCCAUAUCAAGCGGCAAGCUUUCAUACAGAAAGAGAUUGUUGAAUGGCUCAAUUUCCAACGUUUAUAUGAUUCAGGAUGGUCCACAACCGAAGACACAAUUGUCGCACUUCAAGCAUUGAUCGAUUAUUCAAACAAAGAUCGUUUACGUGAUGUUACCGAUAUAACUAUAACUAUCGAAGCUCCAACAUCUCAUAAUUUUUCGUCAAUGAUUCAUAUAAGCGAAGAUAAUAUUUCAAGAAUGCAAUCGAUUGACAUACCGAAUGCAUUCGGUGCCGUCACAAUCAAAGCUCAAGGAUCUGGUGUAGCUAUCGUACAAUUGAACGUAGAAUAUUGUGUGGAUUGGCCACAAUUCCAAAUUCAACCACCGAUACGAUCAUUUGAUCUAGAUGUAUCAGCUACAUUCACUGGCCGUAAUAGUUCACAUAUUACAUUCAAAUCUUGUCAACGAUGGAUACUUACACAAGAAAGUCUAACAUCUGGAAUGGCCGUUUUAGAAGUAACCGUACCUACCGGCUAUUUUAUACAACAGCAAGAUCUGGAUCGAAUGGUUCGUGCUAAUAUUCAGAACAAGUUGAAAGAAGCCCGAUAUUUUGAACGAAAAGUUGUCUUUUAUUUUAAUUCUCUUGAUACAAGUUUUACCUGCGUUUCAUUCACCGUACAACGAUGGUAUCCAGUUGCAAAUCUUACACGUUACAUUCCGAUUCGUGUAUAUGAUUAUUAUGCUCCAGAACGUUUCAACGAAACAAUGUUCAGUACACAGAAUCUAUAUUAUUUGAGUGUCUGUCAUGUCUGUGGUUCUUAUCAAUGUCCAUAUUGUCCGAUAUUUAGCUCUUCACCCUAUCGUUCAUUACCGAAUCAAAUUAUAUUAUUCAUAUCUAUAAUGAUGGCAAUAAUCACAAUGUUUUAUUCAUCAUCAUUAGACAUUGUCAUUAUUCGAAGUAAAACUUCACCAUUAUAAUGAAAAUAAUUUCGUUAUAUAAAUUGAAUUAUUGCUUAUAAUUGUCUGUAUCUCAUUGUUACUAUUGUUGAAUGUAUGUUAUGUACGUGUGUAUUACGUCAAACAUUAGUCAAUCAUAAUAUUUAUUCAUUCAUUCAAUUUGUUUAUUUAACUGACCAUUUUGCCAUUUUGAAAAUUUCACAAAUCGGCUUUAUAACUAAAAAGCAUUUUCAUCUGAUUUUUUUUUUGUAAUUUGAUUUUUAUUCAUGAUAAUGAAAAUG